Messenger RNA from Rana temporaria (common frog), 1049 nucleotides. RefSeq names its product NSA2 ribosome biogenesis factor (gene NSA2). Gene Ontology annotation, biological process: maturation of 5.8S rRNA; maturation of LSU-rRNA. NCBI's taxonomy places the organism in Eukaryota, Metazoa, Chordata, Amphibia, Anura, Ranidae. Bases 149 to 931 code for a protein of 260 amino acids. The transcript has 6 exons. The record is from RefSeq and is a predicted model, not a curated record. Gene Ontology annotation, cellular component: preribosome, large subunit precursor; nucleolus.
CGGGGCUUUCCUUUUUCUGAUACCAUCGUCGGUCGGUGGCGGCGGCCUGGUGGGUCUCUGGGCUUUUAUUUACCAUCUGCGGAGAGAGGCGGCCGGGUCAGACGCUACAGGCAAGAAGUGAGAGCGAAGAGCCCAGGACACAGACACCAUGCCUCAGAACGAAUACAUUGAAUUGCACCGGAAGCGGUAUGGUUAUCGCCUGGACUACCAUGAAAAGAAGAGGAAGAAGGAGAGCCGUGAGGCUCAUGAGAGGUCACAGAAAGCAAAGAAACUCAUCGGACUGAAGGCCAAAUUGUACCACAAGCAGCGCCAUUCCGAGAAAAUACAGAUGAAGAAAACUAUUCGGAUGCAUGAAAAGAGGAACAGCAAACAGAAGAAUGAUGAGAAGACACCAGAAGGAGCUGUUCCAGCUUACCUACUGGACAGAGAGGGGCAAAGCAGAGCCAAAGUUCUCUCCAAUAUGAUCAAGCAAAAGCGAAAAGAAAAAGCAGGAAAGUGGGAAGUUCCUUUGCCCAAAGUGCGUGCUCAGGGAGAAACUGAAGUGCUUAAAGUUAUCCGCACAGGAAAGAGGAAGAAGAAGGCCUGGAAGAGACUGGUCACCAAAGUCUGCUUUGUUGGAGAUGGGUUCACCCGAAAACCACCCAAGUAUGAAAGAUUUAUUAGACCAAUGGGCUUGCGUUUUAAAAAGGCACACGUGACCCAUCCAGAAUUAAAAGCCACGUUUUGUCUUCCUAUCCUUGGAGUAAAGAAGAAUCCUUCCUCUCCACUUUAUACAAGCUUAGGUGUCAUCACAAAAGGCACAGUGAUUGAGGUGAAUGUCAGUGAACUGGGUCUCGUCACGCAAGGCGGAAAAGUUAUCUGGGGAAAAUAUGCGCAGGUCACAAACAAUCCAGAAAACGAUGGAUGUAUCAAUGCUGUUUUGCUUGUAUAAGAGACCUGGAUUUGCAACAAAUAGAAAUUUACCCAUAUUGGGAGAAUGGCUUGUGUUAUAUUUUUAUGUUGACUAAAGAGACAUCUGACAUGAACAAUAAAAUGUAACUUCUGUUUGA